AUGAGGGAUGCGGCGAGAGUGGCACCGGCCGAGACGUGUCAGGAGGAAGGUCCCAAGGACGGGCAAGUGGCCGCAACCGCGAGAAGCCUUGGUUUGCCAGAGUUCCUCGGUCUGCUUGCGUGCGGGGAUGACGCCACCCUGCGCGUAACAGCCCUGGAGUCAGUGAACCGCAGCGUUUUCGAGACGACGGAGAAGGAGGCCAUCAUGCUGUUCAGCAAAGUCAUCCUAAUGCUCAACGACCCCGUUUGGGAUGUCAAGCGAGCUGCAAUCCAAUUGCUUUCUGAGCUGGCUCCGCGAUUCGACCUCGACACGCUGCGCAGUUUGAAGCGAUUGCUCGUUUACCCUGUACAGACGAUGAUUGCUUGCGUGCUGAAGCCUGUGGAUGCAGAGGGCUACUGCCGGCAGGUCCUUGGUGACCGAUCGACAGUUCAAGCUGGUGUGAGUCGUCAAGGACGACUUCUUGAGUUUCUUGAUGCAAGCUUACAGGCAGACCGGGAGAUUGUCCUGGCAGCCGUGAAGCAGGACGGGGAAUCCUUGAAGUAUGCGCAGCAGAACUUACAGGACGACGACGAGAUCGUGCUCGCCGCAGUCGCCGAGUGCGGACCUGCGGUUGAGUUUGCCAGCCGGGAGAUCAUUGCCAGACACGCGGGUCUCCGGGCACUGCGUGAGGGACGAGGUCUCUGCUUGUGCGGUGACUACGUGGUGUUAGAGGACCUCGGCCAGGGUGCCUAUGGCAAGGUGGUCAAAGCUGAGCACCCGGGAACCCAGCGCCUUGUGGCCAUCAAGAAGAUGUCCUACGACCCUGAUGGGCGAGGAAGGAGUAUCCCGGCCUACGCCGUGCGGGAGGUGUCGCUGCUGCGCAAGUUCACUCAUCCCAACGUGGUGCAGCUCCUCGCUGUGUAUAUGGACCGGAGCGACAUUCGGCUGGUCUUCGAGUUUCACCCGGCUGACCUUCACAAGGUGAUCACCCAGUGCAAGCAGGGUUCUUGUGACCUGCCGAUCACGGAAGUUAGACAAUACGCCACGAACAUCCUGGAUGGCCUGUAUGCAUGCCACAGCAGGCAAAUUCUUCAUCGCGACCUUAAGCCCGAGAAUAUACUCCUUGGCGCCGACGGCGUCCUGAAGAUAGCAGACUUUGGCCUGGCGCGUGUGAACCAGCAGCAGCAAGCAUUGACCCAGAAUAUGGCGACGCUUUGGUACAGGAGUCCAGAACUCCUCCUGGGCGCAGAAGGCUAUGGAUUUGAAGUGGACUGCUGGUCGGCAGGCUGUGUGAUCGCUGAGAUGUGCACCGGCCAGCCGUUGUUCCCAGGAGACUCCGAAAUUGGCACUUUGAUAAGGAUCUUCCAGCUUCUGGGCACGCCGUCACAAACGAAUUGGCCGCAGGGCACGCAGCUCCUCCAUUUUAAAGACAAGUUUCCGAAAUGGCAAGCAAGAGGCCAGGGCCUUAAACUCAUUCUCGGUGUGCGGCAAGAAGUCUGCGCUCAUGAAGGAGAUCAACUCCUCAGCGGCCUACUUUGCUUGCAACCCUGCCGACGUCUUUCAUCAAGACAAGCAUACCGUCAUCCCUUCUGCUUGCGCCACGACUGA
Molecule: messenger RNA, 1587 nt
Organism: Symbiodinium natans
Lineage: Eukaryota; Dinophyceae; Suessiales; Symbiodiniaceae
Source: the annotation of a GenBank genome assembly